UUGAAGAAGCAGGCAGAAAUGCAGAAACAACGAGCAAUGUUGGAUCCAAAACUGAGACACAAAGUUUGGAUGUCUGUGAGGACAGCAAAAAAAAUCCAUCAUCCCAAACAGGGUCAAAGGUUAAGGCCCAAACAGUGGUAUCUACUCAAAAGACACCUAUGAAAAAGCAGCAAGUCAAUAGGGUGAUGCCAAGACUAGUGGCAACUCUGAUACCAAAGACAGAAGGAACGGUUAAUAAAAACCAAACUCAGGUGCCAAAGGGCUCUGGUCCAAAAACAGGAACAAGGAGAUCAAAUUCCCAACUAUUGCCUUUCUUCAUGCAGAAAAAGCACGGUAUGGAAAGCCCGAUGAUCACUUUGGUUGUGACACCAUUGAAUUCCAUCAUGGAAGAUCAGGUGAUGAGUCUCCAGAGAGUGGGAAUUCAAGCUUGUUUUCUUGAUUACGAUGGCAAAAAGGGGACACGAUAUACAUUUGACACGCAUGAUAGUGGUGAUGAGGAAGCGGAAGGAGAAGACCAGGAUCAAGAUGAUACUGUUGUUGCCAAAGACGUGGACAUCAAUGAUGUGAUGAAGGGGAAAUAUCAGCUAGUUUAUGCCCACCCCGAGACACUUACGAAGAGCAAGAGAGUGGCCAGCAUGUUGAGGUCGAAAACAUACCAGGACAGGACAGGCGCAAUUGUUAUUGAUGAAGUUCACAUGGUUACAGAAUGGGGUGAAGGAUUUAGACCUGCAUUUAAGGAGUUAGGAGAGCUGACCUGCAUACUUCCCCAUGUAGCGCAUCUGGCAUUAACAGCAACAUCAACUGAUUUGAGAAUUUCAACUCUAUGUGGUAUUCUGAUGUACAAGGACCCUGCUGUGGUAAAGAUGAACCCGGAUCGACCAAAUAUUUACCUAUGUGUUCAAUCAAGGCUCCCGAAUAACAGGAAAUAUGAGAAAUAUGACGAAAUUCUGAAACCGGUGAUAACAGAACUGAAGCAGAAGCUAGAGAAAUUCCCUUUAACUAUUAUGUAUGUGGAAAGCUUAGAGGCCCUUGGAUAUUUCUACAGAUUCAGUUCGCACCACCUAGGGGAAAACCAGUAUUCACCAGUUGGAAGUGCAUCACCAGAGAAUAGAAUCAUUGCACAAUACCACAAGGAUUAUACGAAAGACAUGAAACAGUUAAUUGUGAGUGAACUUGGGAAAGAUUGUCCUAAAAUUAGACUGGUUUUUGCAACCGUUGCCUUAGGAAUGGGGUUGAAUGCUCCUUCAAUUGAAAGAAUAGUUCACUGCAGACCACCUACAACCCUUGAAAACUAUUUCCAGGAGAUAGGCAGAGCAGGCAGGAAGGGCCAGUCAGCUGAAGCAAUACUUCAUUUCAAUAAUAAUGACCUGGCAAAAUCUAGGAAAGGAUUGACCCAAGAAAUGAUCGAUUUCUGUCGAAAUAACACCACAUGUCUGAGGCGACAGCUUGUAAAAUACUUUGGGUAUGAUGAUGUUUUGUGUAAUGACAAGAUCAACUGCUGCAGUAACUGUAGAUGGAGUUAG
Molecule: messenger RNA, 1523 nt
Organism: Pecten maximus
Lineage: Eukaryota; Metazoa; Mollusca; Bivalvia; Pectinida; Pectinidae
Product: mediator of RNA polymerase II transcription subunit 34-like
Exons: 4
Biological process (GO): double-strand break repair via homologous recombination
Cellular component (GO): chromosome; nucleus; cytoplasm
Molecular function (GO): ATP binding; four-way junction helicase activity; nucleic acid binding
Source: RefSeq, a predicted model, not a curated record